UGAAAGACAUAGAACGUUUAAUAUGGAUUGAGCUGCUCACAUCUAAUAAUUUUGCAGCAACUGUUCAAAUACCAGAUUACAAAGUUGCAAAACUAUUCGAGCAAUGCAUUUAUUUGUGUCUUUUCAUAACUAACCGGAUGUUUGCAACCUGAAAAACAGUCUUAGAAACCCCUUAUGAGACCAUAUAUUGACCUUCACAUGAUCUGAGAAGUCGACGUUAACAAUUGGUUAAUCGAACAUGUAAAUGAGUUAUCGUCAUUUCAUCAACCAAUCAAUGCCAUUGUUAUUGAAAUGCGGUUUAUUAUACAGUGGAUGCUCGCUACAUGACGGUGAAAUUUCUAGUAAGCUGUAGAGGGUCAUGGAUGAUGACUGCCAAACCCUUUUGGACGUGAUUAGCAUACUACCCAAGUAUCGAAAAGCAAGAAUAGCGUUUCACAUCCAUUUGUAGCUUCCUACGUUGACGGAAGUUUACAAGGGCAAGGACAAUCUAAAUUGAACAACAUAUCAAACUCGCAACAUGUGAUACCCAAAAGUGAAAAUGCAACCAGAUUUAUAACGGCUACAUUUGACCCAGGUGGUCAGCAAACAGAUAACCGUCAGUGUCAAGAACCUGCGGAAGCCAUGGAUGACCAAUCGUUGAUGCUGUCCAUGCAGGAACAAAACACCGGCAACAUGGACAUGCAAUCAAAAGACACUUUAGACAUUUUUGGCGACGAUGAUCUGUUUUCUGAUACCAUGGAAACGAAUGCAAAUCCGUAUGAUUCAUUGUUGAGCCAGGCAGCAGCUGAAGCAGGAGUCUUUCCAUUUUUGGAUGAAGUGGAUGAAACAAUGGAUUCUACAACUAACCAACCAGUUGAAUCACAACCAGUGGUUACCAAUCAACUGGUGAUUCCUGCAGCUCAGCCAGUUGUAAGCUUGCCUCAACCAACAGGUUCAUUGCCGCAGAAAGUCAACACAAUGCCAGUCUUCAACCAGACUUUACAGCCAAUGAUACCUAACCAGCCUAAUCAAGCUACAACGGCUGUGCUUCAGGUUACACCAUCUGGUCAGCAAAUAAUUCAACAGAUCCCUGCCAAUGCCCAGGGAGGUCAGCAAAUACUUCUUCAAGGCCUAGUGACACAGCUAGCACCAGUAAAGUCCUCACAGGGCAUAAUUGGAACUGUACAGCUUCAACAAGGCCAACAACAGCCACUUACUAGUUUUGUCUUGAAUACUGGUGGAACCAGAUUUCCAAUACAAACCGCUGUUAUGAAUCCAUCAAUGCAACAAAAACUCAAAAUUGGGAAAAGCGGACCUGUUGCUAUAAGUCCAAAACCAAGCCCAAAGGGGCCGAGGCACAUUAGCCCAAAGCCUCAACCAGGACAGAGAGUGAUUCAAAUCCUGCCGAAUCAAGCAAUGACAAGGACGGUACAGAUUGCCCCUAGAGCACAGGGGCAACCACAAACAUUCCUGAUUCGCAAUCCUAACAUGCCAGGAAACCUUCAGCUUGUCCAGGGGAUAAACACUGGCCAAGCAGUUAUAGCAAAUAGUGGUGUAGUGAGGGCACCAAACUAUCAGGUGAUACAGAGCGGAAAUCCUGCUGUUAUUCCAGGCAGGGUAACAACACAGGCCAGCAGUACAGUCACAACUACCCAGUCAAAUACCAGCCUUACUAAAUCAAGUCGAGGAAAACAAACAAAAAACAAUGCAUUAUCAAAUACUCAAACAACGCAACCAAAAUAUGUAGCUCCACUUUCUUCAUCCAGUAUAUCUUCAACUGCACUGAGCAGUGAAAUGCAGGUGAAUUCUGUGUCAAAUGCACUUACUUCAGCUCUUAAUUUUUCACAACCGAUAAAUUCUCAACCGACUAUUGUAACUGUGACUGAGAAUAAAACCACACACCCUGUUAUCACUAUAGGUGCAAGUGGAAGCAUGAUUGUUGUGAAGAAAUCAAAACCUAUAACGGUAACUGCCUCGAAUCCUGGGCCCGGCUCUCAGACUGUUGUAACAAGCAUGUCAAAUCAGAAAUCGAUAAUGGACAAUAUGCUACCACAACAUCUAUCUCAACCUUCAGUAUUCUCUAACCAACAGUCAGGUCAUUUCAUAUCACCACCUUCCUCAGACAACAGUCAGAUGAAUCUUAUGCAGUCACAACCGGUUUCAUCACUCAGUGCAACGGAUGUAGAUCUGUCGGAUACUAGAAUGCAGUUUAACAUGAACAGUAAUGCGUCAUCUUACCAAAGUAUGCAAGUACCAUCGCCUCAGCAACUGCCAGUACAAAACCUGACCAAACAACUCAACAUUCCAGCUUUUGCAAACCAAAACCUUUCACAAUCUGUACCACAAACCGUCCAAAAUAAUACAAUGACGUUUCACAAUGCAACCAGCAAUGCCACUCACAACCAGUAUACAACAUCUGUACAUCAACCAUUAGGACAACAUGAUGCACAGACAUCAAUUGGUCAGUCAGGAGUUGGUUUAAGCCAAAGCCUACUUCCUUCCCAGCAAGGCUCAACUCCAAGUAUCACAUUGACUCACAGGCAGUUGCAUGUACCAUCUGAUCAACACCACCCACCUUUUUCUAUUGGACUGCCACAACAGCAGACCACCUCAUCUCAGGCUCUUCAGGGAGCGGCUUCAGGUUUGCAGAAUCAAGUUGGUACCUCCCAGAACCAGUCGGACCCACAACAGAAGGCUAGGGAUCUUCAGGUUGUACUUCAGCACAACCCACACAUUCUGAAAGAACUCAUGCUUAAAAAUCCUGCCAUAUUUCAGAACUCAUUCAAAAACAAUCCACAGUUACAGCAGAAGUUGCAAGUAAUGUUACAGCAAAUACAACAGCAGCAAAAAUCUGGACUUGUUCACUCCCAGAAUUUAACUAGUAAUAUAGCAAAUACAAAUAUCCAAUCAGCAACUCAACAGCCACAGCAAAUUAUGCCUGGUGGUGGGUUGACUUUUAUACACAACCAGUCUAACACACCAUCCGGUAUUCAACCCAAUCUGCCAAAUAAUCAACUAAUUAGACCACCACAAGCACAUAAUAAUCAGUUAAAUACCUCGAUAAAUUUAAGUUCAACCAGCAACAUUGGUAGCAAUAUCCAGCCAAUAAACAUAACAGGACGCACACAACCGGUUAUCUCUGCUCAAGCUGCAGCCAUCAUGAAGUAUCCGCCAAAUAGAUCACAGGCUAAUAAUGUCAGAAAUGCAUCCGUUGGCAUGUCAUCAAGUAUCAACUCUGGCAGUAGUCAAAGUGGAUUACAAAGUAAUGAACCUGCCAAGACUCCUGCAGGUGUUACUAGCACCUCUUCAGCCAAUCAAACAGCCCUUAAUCUACCCGCAACGUUCCAGAUCAGCAUCAAAGCGCAGGAGCAGCUUCAGACAAUUCAAAACCACAUCAAAACGUUGACUGGAAUGCCAAACCCAACAGAGCAGCAGACACGACUUCUACAGCAGCUACAGCACAUCCAGCAAAAGAUAGUGACACAGGCACGUCAGCAGAUGUUGGCACAGCAAACAAGACCAUUGAACGUGACCAACAUUCAGCCGCAACCAUCCCAAAACAUCGUGAUAAAGUCUCACAAGAAGAUUGCGUCAAAGAAUGUGCCUACAACACCAAUGCAAAACAACUCAAAUGACUCUACUGGCAUGGAAUCAUUGAAAGUUAAACAAGAGCCAACUACUACUGGCGGUACAAAGACAAGCAAGUUAACACCGUAUCAGCAACAAAUUGUGCGGUCGUUCCAAGAGAAGCUGAAGAACAUGACUCCAGAAGAACAAGCAGCCUACAUUAAAAGCCAACAGUCAUUACUUCUCGCACUACAGCAGCAAACACAGGCUAACCAAGGCCAGACUUCAACUGGCAAUCAGCCCAUCAAGGUUGAAAGUAAAGGAACGAAACGACCAGCACAAUAUCAGCUUACACGAAGCUCACUGAUGCUCCACCAAAUAAAGCAGAAUCAAGACAACAUGAUUGCACCUGAUCUGAAGACACCAUUCAAAAGCUACAAAGACGCUGUUCAACGGCUUCUGGAUUACCAUGUGACUACAGACCACACCCCUACCAGUGAACAACUACAAGAAGUUGAUGAUUCAUUUGAAAAAGUCAGUAUUGGUAUUCUUGAGAAGAAACAAAAAAUGUACAGCAAGUACCAAAAGUUAAUUAUGCAAGACAGUAUGAAAACCAGUGAAUCAUCCGAAAUGGUGAUGCUAGGAAGAAUUCUCCUUCAAGAUGAGAAAGCUCAUUUCGAGGAAGAAAAACAAAUGCCUCAUGAUCAAUUGAUUGCAAAACUGCGAAGUUUUCCAGCAUAUAAAUUUAUUGAGAAUGAAAAGGAUAUGAAACCUGAGAAUAUAUUUAGUGAUGUUAAAUCACAUUUGAUAUCACCAUUCAAAAUUGAUGAAGGUGAUUCAGAGACACAAGAUGUGAAAGCCCAUAACGAACAGGAUAUUUGUUCAACGAGUAUAGAAACAGAAUCUGUGAGUGUACAAGGGGUUACAAACUCUGGUGCAGAAGUAGUAGAAAGUACCCCCUCUAUUGGAAUUGUGUCUCCCUCAUUAGAUCAUAGAACUAAAGACGUAUGUGAGGAACCAUUGGCGCAAAGCCCUAAAGACUGCAAUGGAUUCAUCACCAGGGAACUACCUGUUGAUGAUGAAGGACGCCAGAAAACCUUGAAGUUGAAAUUCAAAUUGCGCCGGCCUCCUAGCACUUUGCAAGACCUGCUGGAGGGCCAGGGCGGUGGUGGUGAUCAGGACUCCGAACCUGAUGUAUCCGCGCCACCAACGCCAACCUUUGAUUGCUCGUUGAACGAGCAGACGCAACAACUUGACAAUAGUUACGACGUGUUUGAGAUGCCCAUUAUUGAUAAUGAGGUAAUUAAAAAUGCUAGCGAAUCAAACCAAAAUUUAUCCCUUGUUGAAACACUGAAUGUGAGAGGUGAAUCUAUAGGUUCUGAACUUAAUGAAGAGGAGAGUGGUGAUGUUGAUGAUGUUCAGUGUUUUGAAGAUCAGGAGAAUGAAUUGGAAGAUGAAGAAGGUGACGACUCCACCGGCGGUGCCUUGAGCGAACAAAACCAGAGUGCUAUCAAUCACAUUCUUAGUUUUGGGAACCAAAAGGGAGUUGAAAUCCCAUCUUUUCAGGAUGGCCCCUCAGACAUGUAUCAAUCUAGAGAAGGUAGUGUGGUCAACGGUUUGCAGUUUGACUUUGAUGACGAUGACGAUGCCAUGCAGGACUUCGGCGAGACAGAAAAGGCCAUAACCAAACUUGAUCAAAAUCUGGACGACUUGAAUAAAACGAACAGUGGUUAUAGCUACUCAAUGAGCAAUAUGCAGGACCCUGAUUUGGAGGAAGCUGUAAACAGUAUCCUAUUUUAAAGACUGGUUAUAGCAGAUAUUUUUGUAUUUCAUGUUUGUGAUGUUACUGAUGUGUUCUGUUUUGAUACGUUAUAGUAAAAAAUCAUGAAAUUUGCAAGUUAAAUCUUGCUAACAUUUAGCAAUAUUUUACUUUAUGAAAUUAUCGAUUUGAAAUUGACUGAUAGUAAAGUGUAAUUCCCAUAUGAGUGGAAAUGGUGCUUGACGUUUAGAAUUAAGCCCCAGUCUCUGUAAUGGUAUCUGCCCCUAUUUCUUGUGGCCUAUUGCUUUUUUCUCCUUUUUAAUAAUGAUUUUGAUUAUUAAUUCUACAGGUAUGUUUUGAUCCGUAGGUGUAAUUUUACAUAUUGAAUACUUUAGAAAAGUCAUUAAUUUAUUUCAUAUACUGUACAACAUAUAAUCUGUUUGUUCAAGUACUUACACUAAUGACCUGCUUUUGCAAUAACAGUAAUGUUGAACUUCCUCACCUUGUGCUGUUAAACUCUGCAUUUAUUUAUUAGCAAGAUUCCUUUAGUUUCAUUGAAAAGACGAGGAGGGUGGCUUUAUUACUAACAGCUAACAAUAUCAUUACAUAAAUGAAAUAAAGUCUUAAGCACAGCUCUGCCUAAUUACAGCCGCAUUCUCAUGUGCGCCAAGGUAACCACACAUAAAUCCUUUAUGGUUAGUGAGCAUGUGCAAAAUGAAGCUACAUCCUGUAUAACAGCCAAUCAGAGAUGGUCAUGCUAAGUAUGUUUACAUUUUCAGCAAAUAUUUAUGAGCUAAAAAAUUUAAUCAUGUCAAUCCGUGAAUGUGCCUCUUUAAGAAGGAGUGAUUACACUUCAUCUGUAACACCUGUUAAAUUUUCAAUUAAAUUUUUGAGUUUAGCAUCCCCGACACUCAGGGAUUGUAUUACUCUCUGAUUAUGUGUAUAUAUUAUUGUAAACCAAAGCUCAGGUACUGUGUGUCUUUACUUUUAGUUUUAGGGAUACAAGUAAUAUUGAUGUAGCAAACAUUUUCAGUGCUCCUCUGUCAAGCAACUAAAAAUUUUGCAGUAUGCAUUUUUUGUUUUUGGUUAGAAAACAUUUUCUUUGUUUUCCACUCCAGUUACCUAAAUGUGUAAUUCAGUAUUUUGGUGAGGAAUAUUUUGUAUAACCUUUUUGUUACCCACUUCAACUAUUUGUAUUUUUCUUGAUGAGGGAGCAUUUUGAAUUGGUUAUAUCCUAAUUAAAAAUGUAUGUAUUUUUUUAAGAUAAUUUGUUUUGCAUUUUCAGUGCCCUCUUAAUUAAUUUGACGUGUAAAACAAAUUUAUUAAAUAUUAAGUGCCACAUUAAAAAACAACUCAUCUGUGGUGAAACUAAUGUACAAAUUGAAUGAUGCAGUAUUUUGCAAACCCUGUAUUUGUAUGGGGAAGAAAGUCAAUGAUUAAAGUCUUGAAAACUGAUA
Molecule: messenger RNA, 6762 nt
Organism: Anneissia japonica
Lineage: Eukaryota; Metazoa; Echinodermata; Crinoidea; Comatulida; Comatulidae
Product: BRD4-interacting chromatin-remodeling complex-associated protein-like
Exons: 10
Coding region: 622-5346 (1574 amino acids)
Biological process (GO): positive regulation of DNA-templated transcription
Cellular component (GO): SWI/SNF complex
Source: RefSeq, a predicted model, not a curated record